AUGAAGGAUUCGCUAAAGCGCCAUAACAGGCCCAAAAUGAAGAAGAAGCAUGAUUCUGUUGAAAAUAAUUCAAAUGAUUCCAAUUCAAAUAUAGAACAUAGACCAUUCUCCAAAGAUGACAUUGGGUUUGAAAAUGACUUAACUUACUUAUUGACACACGAAGAAGUUCAAACGCCAGAGCCAGAAGUAUAUCUACCUACUGAUAAAUUCAAAGAAAUCAAGAUUGAAGUGGAAAAAAAUUCAUCCAUCACUGAAAAGGGGAGAGAAACUAUAGGUAACAACGGUAAGAAAAAGAAUGGAAAACAUGGGAGACGUAAUAUCGGAGAAACAAAUUUUACGGUUUCGGAUGUUAUACUGGAUAUGAUUGAUCUAAAUUUCUCUAGCGAUAACGAGGAGGAAGUCUAUGUUGUUGAAGUGGCUUCUGAUAAGUCUACAAAGAAAAAGAACAAGGACAAACAAAAGGAAAAGAAAACCAAGAAUGCCAAGAAUGUCGUGGAGAAUGUUGGAGACGAUAGCAAAGUUAUUAAUGUAGGAAGGAAAGAUAACUUACAGUUAGCCAAAAACACAAACACAAAUACAACGUUAACCUCAAAGAACGGGAAUGAGAAGGAGGAGAAGGAGGAGAAUGAGCAGGAGCAGGAGGAGAAGGAGCAGGAGAAAGAGUUGGCGGUAGAGAAAGAGAAGAAGAAAAAAAGGAGAAAAAGAGGAAAUAAGAAGUCACUUGACCAAGGUAAUAUAGGGUCUAAUCAAAAAACCAUUACGCACAACGAAGAAGAAACCAUAUUUAAAGAACUAGACAAAAAAUCGUCAGAGAAGCUUCUUGAAAAGGCGGCUUUAAUAAACCACUCUACUCCACUUUCGAUAACCAAAGAGAACGAGGAAGAGGAAAAGAAAGAAAAAGAAGAGGAAAAACUUGUAGAUACCCAAGAAGAAGCUGCAAAUGAAAGCCAACAAGAAGCUAGACAUAUUUUAAUAAAAAACGAUGAAAAUUUACAAGAUGAAACCAGAAAACUAAAGAAAAAAUCCAAGCGAAAUAGAAAUCGAACAAAGGCCAAUUUAUUAAAUGCGGAAUCUAAACACCCUGAGAAGAUUGAUGAACGCAAAAGCUUGGAAACUUGUGACAAUAAGAGCAUUUCUUGCAAUAAAAACUUUCCAAAACACAAAGAUGGCUUUGUCAACAAAGAUGUAUUUACGGAAGAUGAUAUGCAUCCUAGACGCGAGUGUGAAAACUUUUCGAAUGAAGCAAAAGGUGCAAGUAACAAGAGGAGGGAGAAGCUACUGGAUUUGGUUACUAAAAGAACAGCUCCGGAGACUAAUUCUUGCACUAGUGAAGAUGACAACUACGCUAAAUUGCCAAAACACGACACAGUAGCGGACCCAAUUGCCGGCUCGAAUAAGAUCCUUUCCACUCAGUCAAAACUUAAAAGCAAGAAAGCAAGGAAAUUAAAGGAUUCAUGUGAAGAGGUUACCGGUAGCAAGGAAGAGCAUGAAAUGGAAUUUCCAAUGCAACUCUUCCCAAAGCUGCAAGACAAGAAUGAAAUUGUGAAAGAAAUAGAGGUAGAGAAAGACACGAGUAUAAUUGAACUGGAUAAGUCUUCUAAUGUUAACCGUGACACGUUACUCGAAUCUAAAGCUUCGAGCGCUUUAAAACCAAUAUUCAAACAACCAGUUCAAAAUGACCUUUAUGCACAAGAUUCAAAACCUUUGAGAUUCGGUGUGAGACUUAACUCUAUAAGUUCAAAUACUUUAGGAAAAAGCGUAGCAGAUAAGUUACCAGAGAUCCAUCCUAUCAGAACAAUAUUUGGCGUGUCACAUCGCCAGAUCUUGGACUGUGAUAUAUCAGAUGUCAAGAUCAAGACAAUCAUGAAUGCCUCUUCAGUUUCAAAAUAUUCAGUAAUUGGAAGAACAUUCGCUGCAAAAUAUUCUGAGACUCUUUUUGGCGAUGAAGAACUCAAAAGGAUGUUUUUAGAGUUGUGUAUAAGCGUCGCCUUGUAUGAAUCUCUGGGUUUCAAGCAAACAUUACUGAAGAAUAUUUCGUUGUCUGAGGUGCUUGAAAAAUAUGACGAGUUGAAAUUAGACAAUACGAGGACGACAAUCACGGUAUCUGGUAAAGUGUCACAUUCAAAUAAUUUCGAUUACUCCAUCUUUGCUUAUUUGGGCCACAUAUUAAUAUGGGCUAUAUCCUUACAACGUGAAUCCCAAAUGCCAGUACUUUGUGGGGAUCUUCCGAUCGAUGUAUCACCAGGUAAAGUUAAAUCUAAAAUUGGAGGACUUCACUUAUGGGAUAGGCUCUAUAGAGACUGUAAAGAGAUGAAUUCGAAAAGAUGGAAACACAUUCAAAAAUUCAGAAACAGUUUUCCUUACGAAGAAGAUCAAUUUGUUGUAAUUUUGCGAUUCAUGAAAAUUUCAAACAUGCCAUAA
Messenger RNA from Lodderomyces elongisporus, 2421 nucleotides. RefSeq lists its product as uncharacterized. The transcript is spliced from 2 exons. The record is from RefSeq and is a predicted model, not a curated record. Lineage: Eukaryota; Fungi; Ascomycota; Pichiomycetes; Serinales; Debaryomycetaceae. Bases 1 to 2421 code for a protein of 806 amino acids.